Symbiodinium sp. CCMP2592 is the source of this 2799-nucleotide messenger RNA. Lineage: Eukaryota; Dinophyceae; Suessiales; Symbiodiniaceae. The record is from the annotation of a GenBank genome assembly.
AUGCGGCGAAAGAUCUCGGCAUUGUGCCUGAGCUUGCGCCGGACAAGUUCGGCUGCGGUGGGCGGCGAUGCCCUCAGGGCAGCUUUCGAAAAGCAGGUCGUCUCUGGGCGACUCACCGCUGACCCGGUGCAGCGAAGCGUCGUGGACUUUCUGGGUGAUGCCCUCACCUCUGCGGCGGGGAAGCGUCCCAAUCAGGAGACGGAGGCGCAGGAGCCUCCAACGGAAGGAGGUCCCUUCCCAAACCAUCCGCGCUGGGUUCUCCCGCGCUCGGUGGCAGGCCCCAGCGGUGCGGCCGCCACUGCCGAAGAUCAUCGUCAGGUUGCAGAGUGGUCACGGCGCGUAGCAGCUGAGAAUGCCCGGCGAAUGCGGGGCCAACGAGGCGCCGAGACCGCCGGCUCUUUCAAGCCGUCAGAGGCGCGACCAACCCAGGUUCCCUCAUCCACCAUGCCUGGUCACACUCCGACAAAGGUUGAGCAUCCAGCGCCAACGCCGCAAGUGCGGAAGCCACAGAAGACCUCGGUCUACAUGCAUGGUCCAGUGGGCACAGGCAAAACUAUGCUUAUGGACCUCUUCUACGAGCAUGCGCGGAAGGCUGGUCUACGCACAAUGAGAAGGCACUUUUACGAGUUCAUGAUGGGCUUGCACCGACAGAUCCAUCAAAUCCAAGAGGAUCGGCCAGUUGAGGUGGCAGCGAACUCGUUGGCCGACGACAUUGACGUCCUGUGCUUCGACGAGUUCCAAAUCACGGAUAUCCAGGAUGCAGCCAUCCUUCCGCGUCUCUUCGAGGUCUUGUUCCUGCGGGGCGUUACCGUGGUCAUGACAUCGAACACCUCACCGCAGCUGCUCUACAGCGGUGGUUUGAAUCGGCAUGUGCAUCUUCCGUCAUUCAUCAGUGUCCUCGGAGACUACUGCCUCGUCCUGGGCCUGGGCGCGGGCGGCAAAGCUGUCGACUAUCGCCGACAGGCUGAAGCAGCCGAGCAAGCUGAGGGAGCAUCGGGGACCUUUGGGUACCUCUUCGGCGACGAUGCCGAGAACCGGCUCUUCGCGCAGUGGGAGCAGUUGGCAGAUGACCCCAAAUCCACGACCAGUGAGGCCAAAAACGAGACGAGGGACUUUCUUCUCACGCUUCCCAUGGGGCGCACCUUGAAAGUCCGAGCAGCUUCAGGCAAGGCCUGUCUCGUUCACUUCGAGGACCUGUGUGCAGCCGAUCGCGGUGAGGCUGACUUCGCAGCGCUUGCGGAGCGCUUCCGCACGGUGCUGCUGGCUGGGGUGCCCAGGAAGCCUCCAAUCUCCGAAAGGGACCUCUAUUCCUGGAGAAGCUGGUACAAGUUUAUCGCCAUGGUCCGGUCAUUGCCAGUCCUGGCGCCAGGUUGUGUGCAUCAGUAUGCGGCAAAAGUGCGUCAGAUUCUUCAGCACACUGUCGGUGUAGAUCGAAUUGUAGAUUUGGGAUGGCCGGCCUUCAACGAUGAGGUCCUGCAGCUGAAGGCUGUUUUAGAAGAGACCCGCCUCCGCCUGCACCAUGAGGAGCGGGUCAAUCAAGAAUUGAAGGCGCAGAUCAAGGAGGAGCAGAGGCGAGGACACAUGCGGCAGCGCGAGCUGCGAGAGCAGCUCGAGCUGCAGCAUGAGGAGAUUCAGAGGCUCCUGUCGGAACUCGAAACGGCCAAGGCGGCGGCGUCGGGCGAGAACAAGGCGGAGCUGCAUGAACUUGGGCAGAAGAGCGAUGCGGAGUCGCACAGUCGUGAAGCAAAGGCGCGGGCAUCCGAGACGGAGCUCUUGGCAGCUCUGCUGGAGCAUGCCACGAAGCAGGCGACUGCCUGCGCCGCAAAGGUGGCGGAAGAAUCGACGGUCGUGCAGCAACUCCGCGAGGAGCUGGAAGCGGCUCGAGGCAAAGCCUCCGAGGAGCAGGAAGCUGCGCAGGCGUUGCGGCAGGAGUUGCAGCAAGAGAAGGCUGCAAGGGUUGAAAUGGAGGGGUUCCUAAUCCACCGCAGGGCCUGCGAAGCCGAUGUUGCGAAUUUUCUGCGGCUGCUGGGGCAAAGAUACCCCGAACUUGCAGGCCUCUCCGUCGCAAACUCUCUGGUGGAAUAUUUGAGAGCUUGCUUGUUCGCAGCAUUGGUAGGAUCUUUGAGGAAACUUCAGCAGCAUCCGUUGAUGCUCCACUUUGAUUUCUUGCGCGGGCUCUGCCAGGGAGCAGACUUGGUGGAGGAUGCGGAUUGUGUGCAGCGGUAUGCAAUGCGCAGCAACGUGUCCAUGCAGCUUCAGGCUGCGCUGGAUGAGAGACCCGUCCAGAGGCGAGGAGAGAUGCGGCAGCGCGAGCUGCGAGAGCAGCUCGAGCUGCAGCAUGAGGAGAUUCAGAGGCUCCUGUCGGAACUCGAGAUGGUCAAGGCGGCGUCGUCGGGCGAGAACAAGGCGGAGCUCCAUGAACUUGGGCAGAAGAGCGAUGCGGAGUCGCAUGAGACGCACAGUCGUGAAGCAAAGGCGCGGGCAUCCGAGACGGAGCUCAUGGCGGCUCUGCUGGAGCAUGCCACGAAGCAGGCGACUGCCUGCGCCGCAAAGGUGACGGAAGAAUCGACGGUCCUGCAGCAACUCCGCGAGGAGCUGGAGGCGGCUCGAGACAAAGCCUCCGAGGAGCAGGAAGCUGCAGAGGGAGAGGGGUUGCGGCACCAGGUGCAGCAAGAAAACGCCUCGAGAUUCGAAGUCAAGAAGUUGCAGCAAGAAAAGGCCAUUAUGAGGGACUUUCACCAACGCAAGGCCUGUGAAGACGAAGUUGCGGAUUUUCUGCGGUUGCUGCGGCAAGGAUAG